UCAACUUGAACCGUCUUCUUCAGCCACUUACUUUCUUGAAACCGUGCUCACUUGCAACGACUUCGAACGGUCAUCGGUCCUGUUUACGCCGGCGUUAGCCAUUAGCACACCUGAAUUCUACGCGUCACACCCAGGUUGUUUCAAGUGGUAUACCUGCGAUGCGAGGAAACAAGACCGUCUCUGACGGUGCCCUGCGCCUGUUGCCGGAAGACGACCGCAUACAAUUGCAGGGCUGCGCUUCUGAGCAAGUUCGUGACUGGAUAGCAUCCAAAGUGCUCGCCGUGCAACUCUAUUUGUCAAACCUGCAAACUGUGUACAACUCGACUCUCUCCGUCAACACGCAGCCGAACGAGAUUCUCGUCGAGAUUCUGUGUCUUGCGUCCGCAUCGGACGCCCGCAACACAUGGAUUACGAAGACCAUGGGCGUGUGCCGCCAGUGGCGAGACCUCAUCAUGGACACACCUCUCUUAUGGACCAACAUCGACCUAUCAGCGAGACUCCCCUCGCUGAAGCUUUGUCUCUCUCGCUCGAGCGGCACGAGCAUCGGCGUAUCCUUACCAUCGCAAGUGGGGAUCCGGGGCUCACGCAAACUUAGAGGCAAGAUUGAUUUUCCCAUGGUCGCGCUCACUCUGGCACCACACCAGUCGCGAAUAACAAGUAUGAACCUUCAUGUCGAGCAUAACGAUGUCGCUCAGACCGACUUCCUCUGGCAAGUGCUGGACGCCCCGUUACCCGCGCUAGCGUGUUUGGCCCUAGACGCAGGCAGUCCGAAGUCAUCACAAUGGACACUGACACUACCGAAGUCAUUACAAUGGACACCAAAACCUCUCCCAAGUCUCCGAGACCUGUCGUUGAUAGCCAUCACACCGGAUUGGACUCAACUGCCGUUGUCACAACUGACAUCACUGACGCUUUAUGAUGUUCUGUUUGAGGAGGGCCCCUUCGCAUCUAUCCUGGAUCUCCUGGAAGCAUGUGUUUCCCUGGAGAUCUUCAAAUACACUUGUUGGGAACGACGACGGGAACAGAGCACAGCAUGUCACAUUUUGUCGCUGCCUAGGAUGCGUCACGUCCACCUCGCAGGGGAUGAGUCGGCGGGCAUCUCAAACUUGCUUGCUCAGAUCUCACUCGCACGGCACGCUCAUCUAUCGCUGGAAACAAUAAACCGCUACGACCAUGAGUAUAAUGAGCGCAUGCGCGUCUUGGACCCUUUCCUGCCAAAGGACUCGAGAUACCUGCCCGCUAUUUGCGAGGUACGGCACCUGAUGGUGUGGCUCAACUUGUACGAGGACGACCCUUGCGCCGAAUUCACCAUAUAUGCCGACAUGGAACGCACAGAGUUCUGGGACUCGAAGCCCUGGAGGGUUUCUCGCUUCUAUCCGCCCUCUCAUUUCCCACUCGGGCACGCAGCGAUGCCGUCUCUCCUCAUUACUUAUGUGACGGAAUGUUGGCCGUACGAGCUCGACAUAGCCUUCCGGCCUAUCAUUCGUCACCUGGGUGGCACCUUCCCGGAGUCUUUGGAGACCCUGGUCUUACGUGGCAGCACGAGUCCCGUCGGUCCGCGAAGCUGGGCUCGUAUGCUGGGUGCCUUCCCGAACCUCAAGCAGCUCGAGAUCAUAGGGCAAAUCAGCGAUAUGCCUGCCUUCCCUUCCGCCCUGGCACCUACGCCAACGGGAAUUCCCGCUCCGCACUUGCGCGAGCUUGUUCUGCAAUAUCGACCGAGGAAGAAAGGCGGGAGCUUGAGGAUGCUCCGGAGGCUACAUGCGGCGCUCCGGCAGCGCGCCGAGGUUGACGGCGGAUCACGCUUGGAAUCUCUUAGUCUUCUAAUGGAGCCCUGGAAGGAUUGCACACUCUUUCCGCCUACGUUUGUCGUCGAACAACUGCCGGCAGCCUUCAAGGAGAUAUUGGAGGGGUUACGAUCCGUGGUAACGUUGUUUGUAUUUAGGUGUAUCGGCGAAGGAGCGAAAAGAGAGGGGGAUGAAGAUACCGAAGAUGAAGACAAAGACAAAGAAGAGGAAGAUGAGAACGGGGAUGAAGAAGAUGAAUAGGAAGGCGAUAGCGAGUAAACAAAGGAGAUGAAAGAGACUUGGAACAUUUUAGCUAGGUACUGACGGACGACACUUGACAUUCUGGAUUGCACAGCCAUUGGAAGCUGCAAACUGUCGAAGUCUGGUGAAACUAGCCUUCGACUGAUACCUUACUUUACAGUAAUUGACGUUGCCUUCGUCAGUCUGAACCACGAGGAGUCG
Fomitopsis serialis is the source of this 2246-nucleotide messenger RNA. RefSeq lists its product as uncharacterized. The record is from RefSeq and is a predicted model, not a curated record. The transcript has 3 exons. Lineage: Eukaryota; Fungi; Basidiomycota; Agaricomycetes; Polyporales; Fomitopsidaceae. Bases 159 to 2045 code for a protein of 628 amino acids. Gene Ontology annotation, molecular function: protein binding.